Molecule: messenger RNA, 7101 nt
Organism: Pseudomyrmex gracilis
Lineage: Eukaryota; Metazoa; Arthropoda; Insecta; Hymenoptera; Formicidae
Exons: 18
Coding region: 464-6088 (1874 amino acids)
Cellular component (GO): cytoplasm; nucleus
Source: RefSeq, a predicted model, not a curated record
CACCGCUUUAGCUGCACUUUGCGCCCUUCGGAGCGGAGUAAAAUAAAACGGAUAUACAAUACAGUAUUGUAACUAUGUAUAUUGAUGAAGAGAGAAAGAGAUCACAUUUGACAGAGAAAGUAACACCAGGUGCAGCUGAGAAACUCCGAAGGAACCGGAACCGUUAACGGCGAGCGAAAAGACGCGGACUUCCUUGCGCGAAUCCCGAAAUGUGUUGCGCGACGGCAAAACCGUCGCUGUGAAACGACUUGCUAGAACUUGAGAAACGCCGCCAUAUUGCGAGAGAGAGGUUGCUAGUGUUGACUGAAUGCGCGGCCUAGGUGUUUACGCGGUCUCGGCUGAGAGUCGAUCUGGUAAGUGCGAAUCGAUCCCGUAGUUGCCAUCAGGAUACUUCGCACCAGGAGCACAACUACGGGCGGACUCUGCGUCCUGUGACGUGUUGUGCGAUUUGUGGUGCUCUGACAUGAGCGGCAGCAACGGCGAGAACGGCCGACAACGCGAGAGGAUCAUCACUACCACCAGCAGCAGCACUACAAUUACAACAACCACCACCAGUAACGGCAGCGGCGGCAUCACCGGAAAUAGCGGUGUGAUUGUGAUGGGCGAUUCGGCGGUCGCAGCAACAGCAACGAAGCACCGCGUCAACGACGAUCCCGCGCGUACGCGCCAAGACUUGGACACGCCGAACGACCACGAGGACAGGGACGCGCGCGUGUCUCCCGUCAUCGCCAACUUCGUCACCACAGGGAUGAGUUUACUGGAGCAAAUACCUUGGUCUUUGCAGUGUGCCACAACCGAUCAGCGCGUGAUCGACGCUUUUAUCAGAGGCGCCAGAGCGCGCAAUAUUAACUCGCUAGAGAACAGAUCGCAAUCUAGCUUACCUCGUGUAAGCGCCAACCGGCUCGCCAACACGCACUUGUGCUCAUCUCCGACCGGCGUGGGGAGUCCGGUGCGAAGAAAGAAUCACGAGAAAGAAUCUUGCUCUUGUGAUACUUACAAAGCUCAACGAGAUAUGUUCAGGGAAGAACUGCAGAAGGCUAUGAAGUUUCAGAACUUGUGGAAUGAACUGAGGCAGUACAUACGUACUGCCUUUAACAUUGCUUUGGAGGAUACAUCCAAGUCUUUGCAAUCUCAGUCAAACAGAUUAGUCUCCUCGGUUGAUAUGCGUGAUACCGUCAUUCAAUUAUGUAGAAGAGAUCCUCACCAGUUUUUCAUGAGAUUAGUAAGCCAGGCGCAGGAAUUUGUGAUAGAAGUAAAAGUUCGUUUGUUCUCUCUUCUACAAGAUCGUAAUGUGAAGCAUCUGGCGAAGGCUUUUCUUAACGGUCUCUUAGAUGAUUAUGAUGCACUCAUAUCAACAGCGAUUUUGAUCUCGCGUUUAGUACAACCGUUAAAAGAAUACCUCUUCAAGUUUAAUUUAACGUGGGAUUGUUUCAUCAAAAAGUUGUAUCAGCUUUAUGUAUAUAAUGAUUCUUUAGUCCAAAACAAUUUACCUACGUUUAUCAGCCAGCUGACGCAAAGUCCGUAUCUGCCAGUGAAAGGCUCCGAAUAUCGAGUUCUUGUUCACAGAUACUUAGCUUUUGAUGAUGAAAUGACGAAAAUCGGUAAUCUGUGGCCCGAGACGGAGUCGUGGAUGGAUAAAUUUAAUGCAGAACAGGCCGUUCGUAUGACGAGACUCAGGCAGAUCAGAGAAGCCUGGGAAUUGUUUUCGACAACGCGCAAACUGAUGGAGCACAGUAUGCUGAAUAAGACACCCGAAAUCGCAACUGAAAUGCAAGAGAUUCACGGGCAGUUCUCAUCGCUCAUUGCGCACACGUCCGGAAGCAGCAGCCGACCUCUAAGUCCAACAGUAGAAUUCACAACAGAUUCCGUGGCUAUGCCACCGAGCAUAGAAAUAGUUCAAAUAUUGCUGGACGACUGGAAUAAAGCACAACACCAAAAGCUGGCGGACAUAGCCGGCGCGUUGACUGCCACCGAGAUGAUAGAUUCGGCUGAACAGGACGAAUCCGCCCGUAGUCAGUUGGCACAGUACGCUAUUAGAUCGUUUAGUAUUCACAGUGAUGAUUCCAACAGUGAUGACAGUGACGAAAUGGAGAAUGGACUCGAGAAUGGGAAAGGAUGCGGUUGCGACACAUGUAGCGAAAGAGAAAUAAAUCACACUGACACGCAACAUAAGACCGAAAAUGCCGAUAGGAGCAGUAAAACUUUAUUUCCAGAUAAAAAAAUGUUUUUAGAAGGUCUUGCAAAUUCGUCAACGACGCAAGUUAAAAAGGAACUAGACACUUCGAAUAAUAAAGACAAAAAAAAAGAGGAGGUGAUACGCGAUAUUUUGCACAAGAAUAUCGGCUCGAAGACACCGGAACCGGAACCUUGUCAGUGUGUUUAUCAACACGCGCGGGAAAUAGUAGAAAGGAAGAAGGAAGUUCUUGAAAACCCGCCCUGUCCUUGUUUGCUGAACUCGAGACGCAAGUGGGACAUGUGUCCUUGUUUGACUAAGCCUCCAAAAACAAUUAUACCCGGUCGUCCUAAAGCGGUGUCGCCGACUUCGACGGCAAAGACCAAUCCUGAACCGGUCCAAAAACCCGCGCCUAAGAGCAAUACGCAUUCCACCCAGACUCAAACAAGGCACUCUAUGACGCAGACGCCUAACACGGCUCACAAUCACAACACCCAGGGUAAUACUCAUCCACACGCUCACGGGCCGAAUCUGACGAAAAACACAGGUCCGUCUCAUCCCAGACUUCAUUCGCUUAAUCAUACAUCGCACGCGUGCCACCAGCAAGCCCAUGUCGAGCACAUCAAAAGAGUGUCGUGUAAUGAUUUGGGUUACACGGACGGGGACUGUUGCUCGGAUGCGGGAAGCAGCGACGACGACUCGUGCACCAGCGGCAGCUCGGCGGGAUUGCACAGGGACAACAGCACAAGACACUGCGACUGUUGCUACUGCGAGGUCUUUGGUCACGGAAUGCCACCGGUCGCGCCGGUGAGUCGGAAUUACAAAGAGACGCGGGAACGACUGCGCCAACUGCUAACAAAGAAGAAAGCCAAGAAGUGCACCGUAACUGGCUGCAGCCCGCCGCAGAGCCCGUCAGAAUCCUCGACACCCAAUGCCAAUUCCGAUCCGAAGGCUGUGAACGGCAGAUCGAACACUCCGCUUUCGACGGCGUCAACGAUUCAACACGAGCAACGAGAUCAGCGGGAUUUAGAAGAGUUGUUAGAGUUUAUUGAAGGUAAUCACAGCGGAAAGAAAGACAACAACAAAAAGGCCGAGAAGAAAGCGAGGCAGAAGCAACGAAAGCAGCUUGAAGAAAAGAUGAAGAAAGAUAGGCAAGAGGCCGAAAGACAAAAGUUAAUAGAGCUGCAAAAGAAAACACCGGAAGUGACGAUCACCGUUGUCGAUCCUCAAAAACCCGUACCUCAAAGACUAUUACCUCAAUGUAAUUUACCGGAAGUAUCUAUUUUGCCGACGUCGCCCUCGGUACCAGCGGCAAAACAAUUAAACAAUAGAAAAAAGGAUAAGCAGGACGUUAGUAGCAAUAGUAAUAAUAUUAACAGUAAUAAUAACAUUACUAACACAAAUAACAAAAAGACGGCGAAUUUAAAUGUGAAAAAUAAAAACGCUGAAAAGUGCGACGCGCGAAAUACAAAUUCCAAUCACGGGAAUAAUAAUAAUAAGAAUAACGCGAAGAGUGACAAGACUGAGAAUAAUAAGGGCAAGCAACCGGCCAGUAUUACUAAUAAUACGUGUACAAAGGGCAACUCAAAUAAUAAUAAUAUAAAUAAUAAUAAUAAUAAUAAUAAUAAUAAUAAUACAGACAAGUUGGCCGAUGUCGACUCGCUCGACAAAAAAUUGACUUUGACGAAGAAGGAAAAAAAGAAAUUGAAGAAGGAAAUGAAGAAGAGGUUGGCGGAGAAGAAGGCGACGGAAGUGGAAAGUUCGACGCAGACGGAUCCACCGCCGCAAAUAGUUACUAUCAAGAGAGAAAUGAGUUCGAACAACGCCGAACCUACCGUCACUAUCACUUUGAAAGGUCAGACACCGGCGGAGGACAAGAUUCUCUUCACAUUGGUAAACGGACAGACUAAGGAGCCUCCCUCGAAGUCGGAAGAGCAGAAUCAAAAUAACGGCGGAAAGAAAAAGAAAGUCAAGGCAAACAACAACAAUUUGCCGCAGCAAGGAAACAACAACAAAUUGCAGCAGAAUAAUUUGAAACAACAAACGCCGCAGACUCCGACCAGAACCUGCGAUGGCAAGAACUCGAAGCAGCAAGGGAACAACGAGAAGUCGAAGGCCGGCAAGCAAACGGACGAAAGGAAAGCUCGGCAGCAACAAAGCGGCAAUGAGACGAGAAAUUCCAAGUCGAAGAAAGACAAGAAGAGCACGGAGAACAAGGAGAACGUCAUGCAGCAGCAGAACACGGUGCAGAAUAAGACCAAGAAUCAACAGAAUGCAACUGAUAAAAAGCAGAAUAAGAACACGCCUCCUCAGACACCAGUGACGCAGAAACAGAAUCAGCAUAUUACGAACGAGACUGCGACUUCCAAAAAAGCGAAGAAACAGCAGCAGCACCAAGAUAAAAAUGUCCAAUCGAACAACGCGAGCAAUAAGAACAAUGUUAACACCAACAACGCUAAUAAUAAGAACGUAUCGAAUAAGAACGAUUCUCAAAAGACUGCAAAUAAAACGAAUCAAACUGUGAGCAAGCAACGUAUGCCUACAGAGUUACACAAUACGUCCUCCGAGCGAGUUAGUUCGCCGUCGCUUAGCAGCCAGUUCAAGGACGUUGGCCCGAAUACAAAGAUCGACAUCGAAAAUCUCAAAUUACCGCCUGGGAUCACCAUCACGAAGGUUGACGCGCCGCCCAAACCGCUCCCGAUCAAAACGUCCCAUCUGCCGAAGCCAGUGAAUCCGCCCAAACAAACCACCAUCAUUGCUGCGCCGAUGAGCGGCGUUCCGUCGAGCUUCGCGAGUCCGCCUACUGGCGGAAACGUAAUAGUGGUAGACACGGGCAAACUUAAGCAGGACUUAUUACCCAAAGCAAAUGAGAAAGAUUCUACGAAGGACUCGCAGGCUCCUACGAGCACCAGUAGUAAAAAGAAAAAGAAGAAGAACAAAAACUCAGCCAGUUCGGGGAACACGGCGUCUUCGUCGCCGGUGCAGAAUAGUAUGCAAAGUGACAUGUUCUCGAUUGAUCAGCCGACGGUGGAACCCGCGAGAAUACUGCACAAUCCCGGCACGAACACGGUGACCAUCAGGAAUCCGUCGUUCGGCCCGAUGAAAGUGCCGCCCACGCAACAGGCGGCGAUCAUCAAGGUGUCGGAGAACGGCAUGGUGACGAUCCGAAGUCCGGCACUACAACAAGCGAUCAAUGCAGGUUUGACGUCACCGUCACCCAAGCCCGAUUACAUAGUCAAGGGUGAUUUGACGAGUAGGGCGACCGCAGCGACGACGGCCGAUUGCAAUUCGUUGAAGCACGCGAACGGCAUCGCGCCGCCGAAUUUGGCGGAACUGCACAGCCGACUAACUGCACCGAAUUGCGCGCCGUCUGAACUGUCUAUCCAGAUCAGUAAGGUAACGAACGGUCAGCUGAUGCCGGCGGAGAACGGCAUCAAGGAUCCCGGUGUCACUCUGACGAAGGUGAGACCCGAGACAGCGGGCGCGGAGAACGCGCGCCAGGUCUCGAUAAAGAACGCUGGACUGAAGGAGGCAGCAACGGCGAUUACCGCUGCUUCGAUAACGGCGGUCAACAGCAACGGCAACAGUGGUGGGAAGAACAAGAAAAAGAAAAAGCGCGGAAACGGCACGAGGCAGUGCGGAGAUGACUGGAACCUCGUUGAGAGCGUAUUCACGCCCAAAGAUAUAGACCUCGAGAACGGGGAGAUGGACGACGUAGAGCGUGAGCUGGAAGCUUUCAAGAGAUUCUGCUUCCAAUCGGUGCCGCUGCCGCACAAGGAGAAGGUGAAUCUCAAUAUGCAGGACCUCAUGUUGAAGAAGAAGUCCUCCUCAUCGCCCUCAUCGUCAUCCUCGUCAUCGUCGUCGUCAUCCUCGUCCACGACGACAAACCCCGCCACUGUGAUAGCGGCUAAUUAAUUAUUUGUAAAAUAAUAAUAAUCUCGCGUAAUAUUGUUUAUAUUAGGAUCACGCGAUUAUAUAUACUGCCAUUGUGAUGGUGCGACACGGUCCGGGACGCGCGGUCGCAGCCACGCGAAAGAAAAAUCGCGUUUUUUAAGCAAAAAAAGAAAAAAAGAAUGUAUAAUGCCUUUUCGUAGAGAAAAAUGUCUUUGAAUGUUAGCGACUCUAACGAACAAACGGGAAGAAGAAGAAAAUACUCCGAGCGACGAUCAGGCAAUCUGUCGGAUCGGAGAGAAACGAUGUCACUGUAUAUGUGUACCGUUAAUUAAUAAUUAGGAAGCGAAAACUCCUUCACCUGUGGCGAGACUGACGAACAUUUGUAAAAAUUCGGUCUCGUCAACACUCUAUAAAUAAAUGCAAUUGUAAAGUUAUUAUAUUGUACAAGUAUCGAAAAAAAAAAAAAAAUGAGGAGCUACACAUUGCGUUUGCAACUGCGAGAGCUUUACACUAGCGAGAGUCAGCGGACGCCACUCGACAAAAUAAAAUAUAUAUAUAUAUAUAUAAAUAUAUAUAUAUAUAUAUAUACAAUGUGCGUGAUUAUAUACAAAUAGACUUAUACGCACUCCUUUGUUUUUUUUUCUUUUUUUUUUCAAUAAAAGUAAAAACGCGUUUUUAUCUACUUGAAGCGUCUAUUACCUCUAUGUGUCUCUGUAUUAUUUACAUUCUCCUCAAUAGUCUAUAUUCAUCUAAGUAAUCCAACAGUAGCACACACAAACAAACACACACAUCAAAAAGAAGGUAUAUAUAUGUAUACAUAAUUCAACAAAUGUACGCUGCAAUGUUUCUUAUUGUAUUGUAAUUAAAGUACUUUUUAUACGGUAAAACAAGUAUAGAAGCGUAUGACGCGACAGUGUUAUUGUUAUCGUACUUGUGCAUAUGAACUUAUUCUUUUCUCUGUCAUCAUUACACAUAUAAUACGAUAUCAAAAGAGAAUCAAUAGAACGUUCAAUAAGUAUUUACCCUGUGUGUGA